AUGUACAGUGUUAGUAAUCAGCGGCCCACGAAUCGACCAGGCCUUCAUACCCCUCACCAAAACGCACCUGGGGUCUCCACAUUGACAUCAACAGUGCUUAAAGGACAGUCUACGAGUGCCAGCAAGGUACGCCCACUAAGUCUGGUGAGAGAGUCCCUUCGGAGUAACAUCAGUGCUAUCAGAGAUUCAAUCAGGAGCACUGCAAGUUCACAAGGACUUAAAACUCCAAUUGACAUCGCAGCCCUUCCAGGAGGAAAGACCUCAAGUCUCAAGGAUCCAAACGAGGAUGUUGUUAGGACUGAGGACUUUGAUCAGGAAGAUGCAGUGACAUCUACAUCUAGUUCAACCAUUAAAGAUCUAUUUCAAGAUGUAGACACCGUCCCGGUGAGGGAUAAUCCUGACGGUGACAUGCAGGGUUACUUCAACAGCACUCCCCUGAUUGUCCCCCGUCACUCGCCCAUGCGGGGGUCAUGGCAAGACUCCAAGGUCACAGUCUUCCCUGAUAAUGACAGUGGAUUCAGUUCCAUGAAAAGAUCAUUCAACUCAGGAGACGACAUGGCACUCACACCUCGGUUCAGCUCUGGUCCAAUGGUUCGGUCACAGUCAAUGAACAGACUCAAUGGCUCCUUUAUGUCACAGGAUUUAACUCCCCUUUCUAGUCACUAUAGCCCCACCUUGGACAGAUCCCUUCAGACGAUGAGUAAUUCUCUAGAGGACAGUGAGAAUAGAAGAUGUGUACUGAUGCAUAAACUUAAGGAGGCUCAAGACACAUUAGAGCUUCAAAGUGAGAGACUAGGAAAAAUAGAGAACUCUGCAAAAGGAAACACAAUCUUAGUGGAGGACCUGAAGUUUAAAGAAAUGGAAUAUAGAAAAAAGAUAAAAAUGUUAGAAGAAGCAGAACAAGAUAAAGAUAUACUCAGGAUGGAAAACAUUAGACUCCGACAAGAAAUGCAGGACAGAAUAGACAAGUUAGAUUUUGCCCUGCGGUCAUUACAAGCCCAGCACAUGGUGGCCGAGACAGAUAAUCAGAAAAGGAUAAACCUUCUGGACCAGUCUACCAAAGCACUCACUAUGUUAGAGUCAGAAAACCAAAAACUCCAGCAGGAUAAAGAGACACUAUCACGAGAAUUAGGUGUUACUAAAGAAAGCAUGAGACUAGCCAAGGACAGGUUUGAACCACUGGAGGAGGAUAACAAAAAUCUAAGGACAGAAAUUCUCAGACUCAAGGAGGAGAAUGCUGACCUCACAAGGAAACUAGCUGAGCUGACAGGUCAGUUGACAGAACUCAGGGCACUGACCAACUCAAUGAAGGAGGAAAAUGAAAAACUGGCUUCUUCAUGGAAAUCUUUAGCUGAUGAGAAACAAACAAUGAUGAAGAAGAUGGACAAUCACAAGGUCAAAGCCACAGACAUGCAGGCUAAGGCCUCUAGUGCCAUUGUGGAAAAAGACAGACUCUUCCAGGAAAAGAUGGACCUCAAUAACAAAUUCCAACAACUCAUCGUCAACAAGGAGCAGUUAGAUCGGGCCAAUAGUGUUAUGCAGGAACAGAUAAAUGACCUUCAGGAUGAAGUUGAGAAGGUCAAGAAAGUCGCAAAGAACAAGGACAUGGAGAAAAAUGCCAUGGAGGAUGCUCUUCAUGAAAUGAAACAGGUGAACCAAGAAAUAACAUCAGACCUGGCCUCAGUAAAAGCUUACUACGAGCGAGCCCUCGAACAAAUCAGUGUGCUGGAAAAUGGUAAAAAAUUGUCUUCACAGCAACAGGACUUUGCUAACCAGGAGAAGGACCGCCUUCGGAUGGAAGUGGAAAGGCUUAGCAAGAUGACUGAUGGAAAAACAAAAGAUAUGAAACGUGAAAGAGAAGAAUUUGAUGAAACUAUUCAUGCUCUCAAGGUAAUUAUAGAAAUGAGAAUCAAGUUGACUGUUGAUGAAGAACUGAAGCUCUCUAAUGAAAUGAGAGAACUCCGCCAUGAAAAUUCACAUUUCCAUAACAAGAACCAAGAGUUAGAAACAAAAUUGCGCAAGGCUAACGAAGACAUACGAUCCUCGACCAUGGCCACGCAGGAAGAGCUGGAUACCUGGAAGGACACAUGUGACCGCCUCACUGCCUCAGUCCAUAAGAAGGAGUCCGAGAUACAGGCCUUGAUGGACCGAUGUGAAGAACUGGAUGAUAUUGGUUCAAAGGUGAAGACAGAAAACAGAGCUCUAAAGGAGGAAUGUGAGACACUGUCAGAACAACAGGAAAAUGUUACAAAAUUAAAAGCAGAAAACAGAAAGCUGAUACAGGAGACUGCUGAGAAUGAACAGAUGAUCAAACUAUUGGAAACACAGAAGGAAGUCCUCACAAAGAGUUCAGAAAACAGUUUAGCCAAGCUUCAUGAUAUUGAUCAACUUACAGGCAAAGUGGAACAACUAAGAAAUGAGAAUGAACAUUUCAGAGACAGAGUUUUGGAACUUGAAAAAGUACGAGACAACCUAAUUAGCCAAAAGGAAGAACUACUGGCAAGUACUGAGUUGAUAUACAAAAAGCCUCGACUGGAAGACCUUGAGAACAAGGUCGAAGAGCUGCAGCAAGCUAACAGACAACUAAGGGAAAUGAAUGAGUCAAUGAACAAUCAGUUUGAAACUAUUGAACAGGAAAAUGUGGAGCUCAAAGAAGCGGUAGGAGGAGAUGGGUCUCUUGUGCCAAAAGUGGAAAUGGAACGGGUCGAAGAGGAGAAGGAAAACCUCCAUAGAGAAAUGGAGAGAAUGAUGAGAGAGAACCAAGGCCUGCAGGAGAGACACGAACAAUAUGUCAAUGACUAUGGACCUGAUGGACAAAUUGUGCAGGAUGAAAAGGACAAGGUGCGUAAGUUGGAGCGUGAGAAAGAAGGACUAGAGAAGCAGGUGGCAUUGAUUAAUGGAUCUCUGCUGCUGGUGGAGGGCAGUAAGAAACGUCUAGAUGAGGUUGUAGAGGAUCUGCAGCAUGAGAUUGUGCACCUUAGGAAGGAGCUAGAGGAGGCAGAAAAGCAGGAGAUGCUGAGAGUCUGCCACGGCAGACCUGUAGGUAGUGCAGAAAUGGAACAACUACAGAGUGAGAUUGACAAUUUGAGGGAUGUUCUAUCAAAGACUCAAGCUGACAAGCUCAAACAGGAGAAAAUCAUUAAAGAUCUCAAGGAGGAACUUGAUGAUGAAAAGUCUAAAGGUCCACAUGUUAUACGAGAGUCCUUAGAUGAUGUUGGUACAGACCUCAACGACAUGCGAGGUGAACUGCAUAAGCUGAUGGGUGUGAUAGAGACAAAGGACCAGGCCAUCGAAACACUGGAAGGACAGCUCAAACACUCAAAAGUAGAGAUAGAAAACAGAGAAAAAGCUAUGAACCAACUCCAGAGUCUCAUGUCUCAUGUAGAUGAGAAACGCAGCAUGGAAAAUGGAAAUCAUUCCCCAAGGAAAACAGAUGAAGACGGAGAACUGACACCUCGUAGUCCUAAGCCACAUAUUAAACGUCCAGAUUCAUUUAUGAAUUUAUUGUCCACGUCAUCUUCUGAUAAAGAUGUUAAGAGUGGAGACCCAGGUAUCUCUGUGACACCUGGGCUUUAUGGCACACAGUUUCUGGGAACUAAACCUCAACGGAGCUCCAGUACAGGACCAGGGGACAACAAGGGAGGGGACCGUCUCCAAUCUCUGAUAUCCAAGUACCGCAGUCAUAGUGAGAGUCCAUUCCCAGAGCGAAAAAUCAAACCGUUGUCAUUAUCACCGAGCAGUAAAAUGGGACUCGUAACAAGAGGACGUAGCUUCGGACCAGCUGCUCCUAAAUCCUCCGAUGAGAUACAGCAAGAUCCUUGAAAUGGAAGUCUAAACCUAGCACGUGACACCAGCCAUAGUUCUCAGGAAUUGGAUCAACCAGAAC
This is a messenger RNA of Ylistrum balloti, 3886 nucleotides long. RefSeq names its product myosin-13-like. Lineage: Eukaryota; Metazoa; Mollusca; Bivalvia; Pectinida; Pectinidae. The transcript is spliced from 31 exons. The record is from RefSeq and is a predicted model, not a curated record. Bases 1 to 3822 code for a protein of 1273 amino acids.